GCACCGGCAAGUCCUACCUGCUGAAGCGCAUCGUGGGCUCCCUGCCGCCCAAGAGCACCUACGCCACGGCCAGCACCGGCGUGGCCGCCUGCCACGUCGGCGGCACCACGCUGCAUGCCUUCGCGGGGAUCGGCUCUGGGAAGGCACCGCUGGAGCAGUGUGUCCAGCUGGCUGAGAGACCUGGCGUGCGUCAGCACUGGCUAGCCUGCCAGCACCUUGUCAUCGAUGAGAUCUCCAUGGUGGAUGGCAAGUUCUUUGACAAGCUGGAGGCUGUGGCCAGGGCAGUAAGGAAACGGGAUGACCCUUUUGGAGGAAUUCAGCUAAUCAUCUGUGGGGACUUCUUACAGCUGCCCCCAGUCUGCAAGGCCAAUGAAGAAACCAAGUUCUGCUUUCAGGCAAAAAGCUGGAGGAAGUGCAUCCAAAUAAACAUGGAAUUGACUGAAGUGCGGAGGCAGAGCGACAAGACCUUUAUCUCGCUCCUCAGUGCAGUCCGUCUAGGCAGGUGCACAGAGGAGGUUGCCAGUCUGUUGAUGCAGACUGCCACCAACAGAGCCGAGCGGGACGGGAUCCUGGCCACUCGGCUCUGCACCCAUAAGGAUGAUGUGGAGCUAACUAAUGAGAGACGCUUGCAACAGCUGCCAGGAGAAGUGCACACUUUUGAGGCUUUGGACAGUGAUCCAGUGCUAGUGAAAUUAAUUGAUGCUCAGUGUCCUGUGGGUAGCAGAGUUGAGCUAAAGCUUGGAGCUCAGGUGAUGCUGGCUAAAAAUCUGGAUGUGUCACAAGGGCUGGUGAACGGGGCACGAGGAGUUGUUGUAGGGUUUGAAAGUGAGCAGAAAGGACUGCCUAAGGUGAGGUUUCUCUGUGGAGUCACACAGGUCAUCAAGGUAGAGCGCUGGGUCUUCAAGGGACCAUCUGGAGUUUAUCUGAGUCGCCAACAGUUGCCCCUAAAACUGGCAUGGGCUAUUUCUAUUCACAAGAGUCAGGGCAUGUCUCUAGACUGUGUGGAAAUCUCUCUCUCCCGCGUCUUUGAAAGUGGCCAGGCCUAUGUAGCACUUUCCCGGGCCCGUAGCCUCGCAGGUCUCCGCGUUCUGGAUUUUGACCCCAAAGUUGUGCGAGCAGAUCCGUCUGUGCUGCAGUUCUACAGACAGCUGAGAAAUCAUCAACUUCUAACUCUGGAUUCUCUGCACACCCGUUCAGGAGCUGAUGAUGACAAGGAGAACUGA
Molecule: messenger RNA, 1223 nt
Organism: Tinamus guttatus (white-throated tinamou)
Lineage: Eukaryota; Metazoa; Chordata; Aves; Tinamiformes; Tinamidae
Source: RefSeq, a predicted model, not a curated record